Messenger RNA from Pedinophyceae sp. YPF-701, 621 nucleotides. NCBI's taxonomy places the organism in Eukaryota, Viridiplantae, Chlorophyta, Pedinophyceae. The record is from the annotation of a GenBank genome assembly.
AUGCCCGCGUCGCUCGCUUGCCGGGUGGGGGCACCGGCGCCGACGACCAGGCCGGGCAGCGCGUGCUCGCGGGCGCAGCUGGCCCGUGGCGCGAGCCGGCCCGCUCGUGUGGGCCGUGAUGUGGCGGCGAAGGCCGGGUACGGGUUCCUGGAGGACGAGGAUGGCGCGCAGGGCACCCGGGUGGAUGAGGGCAAGCUCUACGUGCCGCGAUACGGCCUGACAGUCAACCAGAUGCAGGCCCUGGGGAUCACGAACGACUCGUUCCUGCAGCGGGAGGAGCCGGACCCGGCCAGCAUCAGCGCGAAGGCCUUCUACGUCGGCGACGAGAUCACCGAGACCACGCGGCAGACCACGCGGAUGGGCGGUCCGGGCAUGCGCCCGCCCGGCCAGGCGCCCCCGGACCUCCCGUCGCUGCUGCUUGACGGGCGCAUCUGCUACAUCGGCAUGCCGCUCGUGCCGCAGGUCUCCGAGCUGGUCAUCUCCGAGCUGCUCUGGCUCAACUACAGCAACCCGGAGAAGCCCGUGUACCUCUACCUCAACUCCACGGGCUCGCAGACCGACGGGCCGCAGAAGCAGGCGGCGGCUUCGAGACGGAGGCGUACGCGAUCCUCGACACCCUGA